UCAACAUCCCUACAGACCGACAGACAGGCGGGUGCGGAGCAGAGCAGAUCAGCUGCCAUCUUCAUUGCUCAGUGUCCUCUCACCGCGGGCAGACGGACAGACGGGCCAGACAAACGAUCAGCCAGAACAAGCGAGUGACUGAGUGAGUGAGGCCAGGGAGUGGGCGAGUCAAUUGCCCGACACGAGUCGCAGCACCCAUCGCCAGGCGACCUGGAGAGGUCAGCUAACCCCCAAGACCGCAUCCUUACAUCCAACGUGGAGUUUGCGGUGGGCACACAUGUCGAUGGACAGAUGAAGAAGAUGAACAGAUGCAUCAUGGGUGGCUAUACCUGCGAAGGGUCGUUGGUUUGUGUGCGUUGCGUGUCGACAGUGGUUGUCGACUGCUAUGGCGCCAAACCUGAAUCGAGUGACACGACAGACAGACAGACAGACAGACGGCAGCGCGUGAGGAAAACAGCGCCUGCCUGCCUGUGCCGUUUGGGUGUAUGAGUGUGUGCGUGUACCUUUUGAGUGCGGUGUAUUCCGCACCAUGCAGGCAUAUUUGCUCCGGAUCUGUGCGCCAACUCGGGCGGCGCUGGUCGGCAGCGUCCUUGACACCCUGCCUCUCCUGCCCAACCCCAUCAAUCAACUGUUGUUGUGUCUUCCCUGUGUUGGCCCUCGCUCAUUGCACUCACCUUCCUUUCCUCGACAGUCCCACUCCACUCAUCCAACACCUCCCAUUGGACCGCCAGGUCUCAAAAUGCGAGAACAUACACUGAACUGAACGCACACCCACGCAGUCAGAAUGAGUGUGUCGUGUGAGAGUGCCGUGUUCGAUGCCCACCUUGCUGCCGUAGCCCAGAAGAGAGAGCUAGAUCGGUCGGCAU
Messenger RNA from Vitrella brassicaformis, 866 nucleotides. Lineage: Eukaryota; Vitrellaceae. The record is from the annotation of a GenBank genome assembly.